UGGAAAGUACGAUUUUGAAGCUUUUCUUCAUGGACUGUUAUUCGAGACAGACUGGGAAGGAACAAUGGAAAGCACUCAAUUCAUGAAUGCCGUGUUCUUUAAAUUCAAGACUUGCACACACUAUACUUCACAUCCAAACACCAUCAAUUCACCAUCAUAUCGAAUAAUUAUACAUUUUUGGGCUCUUAUUUUUCACAUAAGCUUUGCAUAUAAUACCUUUGCACUCAGUUGCAUCCAGAACUCCCCAACAGUCGAAAUAUGUCGGAGCAAGUUGCCGUAGAACCGUUCAUAUAUUUCAUCGAAAGAUUUCGCGCCGCGAUGGUGGCUCUGCUGCAAGGAAUCCUUCCACCAGACUAUCUUUUGGAAUCUGUGGAUAAAAUCAUAUGGCACGCACUUAGAGAGAACAAGCAGGAUUAUACCAGUAUUGUGUUGCAGGCAGUAUUCCAGACCAUAGGUGUUUCCCAGGAGCAGAAAAAUAGGUUUAUUCGGCAUGCAGGAUGGGCCAACCAUAUGUGGAACGUGAAUGGCACAUACCAUAACUUUCACGAAGUUGUUAAAUUUCCACCCACCAAGCCCAUUUAUCAAAGCAAUUCAUGGCACCAAAGGCGAGAAGAUUCUUUGGAAAACUGGACGAGACCUUGUGCUGUUCAGCAUAACAACAUCGAGCAAAGACAAUCAGUAUAUCUCUCCAACACUGUUCCACAAUCACAUAACAGCUAUUUGGAAACGGGGAAAUAUCCAAAGCACGUUCACUGCGCAGCCACACCGGAUGUUGCAGAGAUGUAUGUUUUAGAGACUCCCGCAUCAGAUUCAUCGAGCCUUCUAUCCCAUACGAUUGAAUUGAGCGUGUCAAGACAAACACGUGAGCAGGAUGGAUUGAAACAGACAAGUGAGCUCAGGCGAAGUCUCCAGCGAGGAAUACUCAAAGAACCCCACUGUUCUGUACAGUGGAUAGAAACGCCAAGCACGAAGGAAUCUAGCAAUUUCUUGAACCGUGACCAUAAUAGACUUCUUAAGACAGUUGAUCAUGCUAAGUCUCGAAAGGAUUCAGUUCUGCAACAAGAGCAAAUAUUACCCAAUGACUUCCCCAAUGACCUGGGCAAUUCCUCAGGGAUAAUCGAUCCACAUCUCAUAUUCCUUGACGUCCAAUGUAAAGGGCCUAAAUCAAUACGAGUUAACGGUCGUACAUAGCUUUGGUUGCCGCAGACAUGGUGCAUCGACUUAUCCAAAUUAUAAGGCACCAACACAUAUAUUUCUCGGCAAUCAAUGAAAGAUUUACAGCCCUGAAUCAUUUUUAUUCCACAUCACACCUUGUUAACAGGUUCCGGAUCCUCCAUUGCUAAGGCCUCCAAGACCACCUUUUCUCGACAACCAUGUCGUUCAUCUUCGUCCAUGCCAGAUCCGUCCAUGUCAGAUCUGUCCACCUGGAAGAAUUUGAUCCUUACCAAGUGGAGCUGCUCAUGAGGCGUCACAGGCCUAUCAUGCAAACUACAGCAAUAUUUGAUGGAACAUAGAAAGGCUUUGGUUAUAUUCAUUUAAUGUCUGCUGUAAUAGGAGUGAUUGUUGAAUGGUGUUGGUUUCAUACUUAAAAGUUGGCACACCCCGUGGGAGGAAGCAUCGAGAUGUUUAUAUGGGGAUGUAUCAAUAAUCUUAAUUUUGUACAGUAGCUUUCGCAGGUGGAGUAUGAGCUU
Sclerotinia trifoliorum is the source of this 1691-nucleotide messenger RNA. The record is from the annotation of a GenBank genome assembly. NCBI's taxonomy places the organism in Eukaryota, Fungi, Ascomycota, Leotiomycetes, Helotiales, Sclerotiniaceae.